This is a messenger RNA of Paramecium tetraurelia, 846 nucleotides long. RefSeq lists its product as uncharacterized. The record is from RefSeq and is a predicted model, not a curated record. NCBI's taxonomy places the organism in Eukaryota, Ciliophora, Oligohymenophorea, Peniculida, Parameciidae. The transcript is spliced from 2 exons.
AUGAAUAGAUUAUUAAUUACGGAAUUGGGGGAUGCAAUGAGACACGAAUUAAUUAAAUAAGAAGAACAAAAACUGAAAAAGACUGUUUUAGUAAGCAAAGAUUCAUUACCUGAAAUAAAAUCACCAAGCAUAAUUAAUUCAUUACUCCUGGACGUGGACGAUAAUCCAUUGUAUCGCAAGAGCCUAUCAGAUGUGGCACUUAUGAAUCUCACUAAAGCUGCGAAUAUUUCUCUAAACGGAUCUCAAAGCAAGGAUGUCUUGGAAUAACAUAUAAGAGAGGAUUUGCAAAUUCAAAAGAAGAACGACUAUCUUAACAAUUACCUGAAUAAGCAGGUCGAAAAAAUAUUGGACGAUAAAAACUUAAUGACGAAGAGAAAGAGAUAUUUGUUAGGGGAAUUGAGGAGAAUUGAGAUCAAAGAGAAUAACCUCAACAUCAAGAAUAGAAUUUCUACUGAUUAGUCUUAGUUAAGCACUAUUGUCGAGGAUACAGAUAGAGAAAACAAAUUGAUGGCCAUCAUCAACACAGAAGGCAAGUUGCUUUAAUUGUAAAGGAGAUACGAAAAAAAGAAAUAAGAUGAUGAAGCUCUAAAGCUGUAGGUUAAGAAUAAUUAUUCCAAACAUAAAGACAUAGAAGAUAUGCACAUUGAAGCUAUGCCAAUCCUAACUUAAGAACAGUUGGAACAAGGCAUUCAAAAUUUGUAUCACAAUUCCGAUUUGUCAGAACACCGAUUCUAAUAGAGGUUGCUAGACAAACACAAGGAGAUUGCCACGAAAGUCUGGAAAUAAUAUCAUUACCCAAAAAGGCACAAGAAGUGGAUAUAAAUCUAAAAGAAAGUUUUGAUGUGA